Molecule: messenger RNA, 813 nt
Organism: Fusarium vanettenii 77-13-4
Lineage: Eukaryota; Fungi; Ascomycota; Sordariomycetes; Hypocreales; Nectriaceae
Exons: 2
Coding region: 1-813 (270 amino acids)
Source: RefSeq, a predicted model, not a curated record
AUGGCCGGCUUGACCUUUUCCCACCCCCUAGUACUUCUUGUACUGCUCCUUGCCUUCAGUCACUUUCUCGAAGCAGCCGACUUUUCCAGAAAUCGCCAACCGAAGGGUGAUCUCAAGGUCCGGCUCGACUAUGCCCUGGCAACAAAUGGGGGCCGGAACAAGAGGCUAAAAAGUGAAACCGCCCACAAAUGGGUCUUUUCUACUUAUCUGGUCUUUAAUGAACCGGUAUCUUCGAUUACUUCGGGCCAGCUCAAACAGAUAGCCUUUGACGCCUUCGACGAAAUGGCCGAAGACAUUAUGCAAUACGACCCCGAGAACGAGGCAAGAACCGGGAGACCCCGACGCCUCCCAGGGGUUAUGACGAUCAUGGCCUUCGACAACGAAAUCAUUCUGGCCUCGUCACAGAAGGGUUCGGUUGCGUUUCUCAGCAGAUAUCCCGAUAAUCCUGUUAGUCAGACCUUAGACCUCUGUCAGACAGCCUGGAGAGACCAAGUCCUCUCUCAAGAGCCCGAAAACGAACAAAAAGCAACCCAAGAUCAUUUCCGUCAACGGAAAUGUGGUGAGGUUUCGACAUUCUUUCAGUACUAUCAAAUACACGACAAGAAGAUAGCCGAUCUAGCUCCAAAGGCCCGAGAUGUUUGGGGAUGCAACCUACUGGUCAAGCAUGCAAACAUCGAUGUGGACUACUUCCAGAACGAUGUUCAGGAGGAGCCAUACGAUCUCGAUGAGAUAGCAGGAGGCAUCAAGAAAAUUGGGCAGAUCCAAAUGCACCCCUGCAAUGACAAUGAGAAGGUAUUAUGGAGUAGGCAGUGA